UGGGAUGGACCGUAGGCGCGUCUGUGGAUUUUUUUCCGCUAAAGGAAAAAAUGGCGCCCAGCUCGAAAUCGGAAAAAGAAGACAACGGAAACAAACAAAAACAGCAGCGAAAACACAAAGACCACGUUGUCAAGCUCCUCGCUCGCGGGAAGAUCUCAGGUCAGCUGUCUCAGAGACUGUUUCGUAAGCUGCCACCCCGAGUGUGUGUUCCCUUAAAGACUAUAGUGAGCGAGGAGUUUCUCCGGGCCGGUCACAUCUUCUUGGGAUUUACAAAGUGCGGGCGUUAUGUGUUGUCCUACACGAGCGACUGUGGUGAGGACGACGAUUUCUCUUUCUACACCUACCAUCUGUACUGGUGGGAGUUCAACCUGCACAGUCGCCUUAAACAGGUGCACCAUGUGCGCUUGUUUGCGGGUGAAGACAUAUACAGUGAGUUGUACCUGACCGUCUGUGAGUGGCACAAUGAUCACUCAAAAAUUGUCAUCUUCGGCUUCAAUACUCGCAGCAGCACGGCUCUGUUGAACAUGAUGAUGAGUGACGAAAAUAACAGAGACAUUUACAUCACUAUUGCCUCCAUGCCUCCUGCACAACGGUGCCAACAGUGUUGCCCUGUACCCACUACAUCCACAAUACGCACAGGAGGGGAGUGUCUGGAGCACGGCUACGUCCUGAACGCUCGUUAUCAGGUGGUUUAUCCGUUCCCCACCUUUCAGCCAGCUCUGCAACUGAAGAAGGAUCAGGUCAUCCUCCUCAACACCAGCUACUCACUGGUGGCCUGCGCCAUCUCGCUCUGCUCUGGUGGAGAGCAGCAGCAGGGGGAUGGUCAGAAUAAUCAAAUCCUGUACCGAAAACGAGAGACCUCCGCUUCCUCCUCUCAACAUCCUCCCAGCCCCUCCACCACCUCAUCAUCAUCUUCCUCUUCCUCCUCUUAUGGGUCACCUGACCGCAGACCAACCAAUCUCCACAUGACGCCGCUCUCUCCCGGUCGAUCUCAGGCCGCCGUGCGAGCGCGGGAGUUCGCGGCUGACCUCUUCCGCCGAGCUCAAGCAGGCGCGGAUGCAGACGGCGAGCGGCGAAGGAAGGACAGUGAGGCCCAAGAGGCAAAAACCUCACACACGUCCACCACAGACUCAGAACAAAAAAGGGCAGAAGAAAGAAGGGAGGACGCAGAGGGACCGUCUACUCCACACGGGAAAGGGAGCACCUCCUCAACCACUGAGCCGGAGGACAGCGUAUCUUGUAACACGGUCAUGUCCCCGGUGUCCACGUCCUCUUUGUGCUCGCUUUCGCCGCACGCCGCGCCGUCAUCGUCCACAUCAGAACCGGGAUACGUGAACUACACGCGGCUCAGGUACAGGCUACAGCAGCCUGGGAGGACAGAGCAGGACAGCGGAGAAGAAGAGGAUAAAGUUCAGCUGCCGUUCACCGUCUCAGACCUGAAGGGACGAAACCUGCAGCUGGUGACAGGACAGUACACGGGACCGUGUGUGUGUGUGGAGCAGCUGACCCUGGACUUUGAGUAUCUGAUUAACGAGGUGAUCAGAAACGAUGCAGAGUGGGCCUCCCAGUUCUGCUCCUUCAGCGACUAUGACGUUGUAAUCCUUGAGGUUUGCCCGGAGACAAAUAUAGUAGUGAUAAACAUUGGACUUCUGCUGCUGGCCUUCUCCAACUGUGAGGAGGAGCACAGCAGCAGGCCUAAGUCGUAUCACUCCAGCCUGCAGGUCAGCUGGGAUCUAAACACAGGUGCCUGCUGCACCGUAGGUGUCGGUGACCUCACAGAGGUCAAAGGUCAAACCAGUGGGAGUGUGUGGAGCUCUUACAGGAAGUCGUGUGUAAACACAGUCAUGAGGUGGCUUGUCCCUGAGAGCAGCUCACGCUACAUCAACCGCAUGACCAACGAAGCCCUGCACAAAGGUACCUCACUUCAAGUACUUGCUGACAGCGACAGAGCCACGUGGAUCGUCCUGUAAUGAAGAAACCAUCACACACACACACACACACACAGGUGGAAAGAUGUUUCUUUUUUUUUCUUCAGUCCACACAUGAUAUUCAGAUGUGGCUCGAAAGCCUCGACUGUGAGUCCAGUGUUAAUACGUACAAGCUGCUGCUGCUCUAAAACUUUUCAGACUCUGCUGAAACGAACAAAGCAUCUCGAAUGCACAGUCUUUUAUACGUCUUUUUUUUAUGUUGUUCUUUAUGUGAUCGAUCCUUCAGUGUGCAUAUUUCAACUAAUUUAACUUCUUACUUCGCGUCGGUGUCGAUCAGGGACGAGUUUAUCUCAUGGACCCUCUGCCACGAGGCGUGUCGUCUCUCUCCAGACGGUGCUUUAACCCAGAGAGGUGUCUGUGUUAACGGCUCAAAUCUCGGGUUUACAUCAUUCAGUCUUUUGUAAAGUUGUUUUCCCAUCUCUCUCUCCCUCCCUCUCUCUCUCUCUCUCUCCCUCCCUCUCUCUCUCUCUCCCUCCCUCCCUCUCUCUCUCUCUCUCUCCCUCUUUUUCUCUCUCUUUUUCCCUCUCUCUCCCUCUCUUUUUCCCUCUCUCUCUCUCUUUCUCUCCCUCCCUCUCUCUCUUUUUCUCUCUCUCCCUCUCUCUCUCUCUCUCUCUCCCUCCCUCCCUCUCUCUCUCUCCCUCCCUCUCUCUCUCUCUCUCUCUCUCUCUCUCUCCCUCUCUCUCUCUCUCUCUCCCUCUUUUUCUCUCUCUUUUUCCCUCUCUCUCCCUCUCUUUUUCCCUCUCUCUCUCUCUUUCUCUCCCUCCCUCUCUCUCUUUUUCUCUCUCUCCCUCUCUCUCUCUCUCUCUCUCUGUCCCUCUCUCUCCCCCUCUCUUUUUCUCUCCCCCCCCUCUCUCUGUCUCUCUCUCUCUCUCACUCUCACACACACACACACACACACACAGAGUUCUUCUCAGAUUCAGUUAUUUAUAUAUUAACACACUUUGUUAUUCAGUCUACACCAGUAGUUUGUUGUAAGAUGAAUUCCAGAUCUGCACGUUUUCUCAUUAUUCCUCUGCCGGGGUGAUCAUCCAUCUCUUAGUAGACAAGUUUAUUCAUUUAAUCAGAGCAGAUAAAACACUAAAAGAUUCUAAAAUGAAGGACCACUGUUCUGAACAUCUUUACUGAUUCUCCGAGGUAAGUAAACAUGUUCGGGGCAGACGGUCAGGGCAUCGCAGGGUCGUUUGAGAGUGACGUCACUCUGAGAAGCUUCUCACCAUGAACUCCUGUAGAUGCUACUGUGCGUGUGUGUGUGUGUGUGUGUGUGUGUCUGUCUGUCAAACGGCAUUUUCUCAACAAAAUAUUGCAACUUUUGUUCGUUUAAAAUGUGCAGGAAUGCCACAAAUUACAUUACAUCUAUGCUGUUUUUUAUUUGUUUGUUGUUUUUUUUUAAGUAGUGGUCAUGUUGCACCUCUACAGAAUAUGAACAAUACUUGAUAUUGUCUUUACUUGAUUAUUUUUUAAUAAAAACUAAUAAUUCUAAA
Messenger RNA from Tachysurus vachellii, 3469 nucleotides. It is a transcript of the gene dcaf15, whose product is annotated as DDB1 and CUL4 associated factor 15. Bases 51 to 1970 code for a protein of 639 amino acids. The transcript is spliced from 13 exons. NCBI's taxonomy places the organism in Eukaryota, Metazoa, Chordata, Actinopteri, Siluriformes, Bagridae. The record is from RefSeq and is a predicted model, not a curated record. Gene Ontology annotation, biological process: protein ubiquitination. Gene Ontology annotation, cellular component: Cul4-RING E3 ubiquitin ligase complex.